AUGUCACAUUCAUUCAUCUACAGCCCUCUCGACGAGGCCUUACCACCGCUCUUUGAGCAGGCCGACGAUAAGUUUCAGUUUGAACAAAUCCGCGACUUUGACGACGAAAGGUGGAGCGCUCGGUGCGCUAGUGUUGUGCGCGACGAUCUUAUCAGCCAGGCGCCUACAACAAUCAGCAUCCAGGCUGACCAAGAAGCUGCCUGUGCUAGUUCGCGGGAAAGCUUGGAAGAGGAGAGACCGUUGUCUGCUGGUCUCAGUGCCCGAUGCGGACACUCAACUGAGACACUUUCGCUGCGGCGUCCACAGCGCUCCGACAAGGGCCAGACUCGACCCACACAAGCCUUCCAUCGUGCAUCCAAGGUCACCGUGCAACAAGCGCCGGGCAAGCACAAUGAGCAGCAGCAGGCGCUUCAUCUGCAGGGGAACCACGGCAACUCGAUUUUCUCAAGAAGAGCCUCGACGCCUGCUCAAUCGAGUCUCCCCAAUCCAUCAUUGCACUCAGUCAGGCAUACUUCUAGCAAGCAGCAGCAGCAGCAGCAAGCUCCCUCAUCGCUCCGUCAGAAGCACAAGGCCAAGACUACAGCAUCUAGACCACAGAGUGUCACCAUGGAGUUUUCACAAAGCUACCAAGGCAACGGCUAUGUAGGCCACUCACAACAGCUCAUGAGCCCAGCCUCCAUUUCCGACGACGCAGACUCAACUGGCUUCUGGUCCGUCGCCGCUUCACCCAUGUAUCCGACCUUCUCCCGCGACCACUUCCCGAGCCCCGUUACUGCAAAGAUGCAGCGCUCUCAAUCCACGCCGUAUGCCAACGGCGCCUAUUCGCAGUCACUACCUGGUGAUUUCUUUGACAACUAUGGCCUUGGCCAAAUGGAUGAGCUCUGCGAAGAUCCGCUUCAACACCUUGCAACGGCGAACAACAGCUUUUUGGGGUCAGAGACCGGUUAUAUCAUGCCCAGAGGUCGGGCCUCUGGCUACCGUCAUCAGUCUGAGAGUGGCCAAGGUGGUCAACACCCUAGUCACUACAUGCAACAGUCAAGUCACUUGGCGAGACCUGCGGGCGUGAUGCAACGCAAGCGCAAGCCAGCGGCGCUCAACACCAACCUCGCGCCUAGCGCUUUUCCAGCAAGCUGCCGGACUGCUCCACUCGAGCGACCUGUUGUGCGUCCUGACUUUUCAUCAAAGCGCUCCUUUGAGGAGUAUGAGAGCAUCAUCUCCUUUGAAGCGUCACCCAUCACACAGCAAGUCUCCACCCCUGUGAGCAAGCGCUCGCGAUCAGCAUUCAACACACCGGGCAGCAACACGAGCGCCGAUUACUACGAGGACAGUUCAAGUUUAUCACCGGAGCUACUAUGGAUGCCAGCCUGUGAGCCUACUGAUGUACAAGGCUUGGGUCUUGCUGGACAGCUCAAUCCGUACAUCGUUUCACCAAGAUUGCAGGGAGACUUUUUGACUUCGCCAAGCUUGGAUGCUGCAUUUGUGUCACCAGACUACUUACACAAUGGCUUUGCCAUGCCUCAAGCACCCAUAUCACCUAGCCAUACCUCAAACGGCAAGCAACGCUUUGUGCAUGCGCCACAAGUGCCUUCAUCACCCACCAACUCGCGGCAUACAUUUGAGAGUCCUCAACGGCCUCGCACAGUACCUUACAGUGUUCAAGGUAGCCCACUCUCUACAAAGCGCAGUGGCAAUCGUCGUGACUCAUUCCCAUCUGCACGAGGUGGCAUCCCUGCUGGUGCGGCCAAGGAGCUCUCUUUCCGCAACUUCACUGCAAAGGACAAGAGAAUCAUUCUCUCUGGCGUGGCACCGAGUGGCUCAGCAAAGAAGCCAGUAUCAGCGAAGGAGUCUGAGAAUGCUUCCGUCAAGGCGGAAGCUUGA
Protomyces lactucae-debilis is the source of this 1878-nucleotide messenger RNA. RefSeq lists its product as uncharacterized. NCBI's taxonomy places the organism in Eukaryota, Fungi, Ascomycota, Taphrinomycetes, Taphrinales, Protomycetaceae. The transcript has a single exon. The coding region runs from base 1 to 1878 and encodes 625 amino acids. The record is from RefSeq and is a predicted model, not a curated record.